Molecule: messenger RNA, 2125 nt
Organism: Manihot esculenta (cassava)
Lineage: Eukaryota; Viridiplantae; Streptophyta; Magnoliopsida; Malpighiales; Euphorbiaceae
Product: lysM domain receptor-like kinase 4
Exons: 1
Coding region: 118-1947 (609 amino acids)
Biological process (GO): protein phosphorylation
Molecular function (GO): ATP binding; protein kinase activity
Source: RefSeq, a predicted model, not a curated record
GAAACCCCAUAUCAGCAUUUUGAUUUUUUUUCACCAUUUGUAACUUCUGAUUCUUUCCAUUUGCUUGGAUGGCCAUGCAUUUAGCAGAAUGAUAUCAUCUGAUACCAGAAAUUAACCAUGUUGUUUCUAUGGUUUCUGAUCUUAGCAUUCUUCAAUCCAAUCCAAGCUCAGCAAUACUAUGACUCGUCAAAUUGUUCUGCAGACGCCAACUAUCCAGGUUCAAGAUAUGUUUGCAAUUCUUACCAGAAAUCAUGCUCUACAUUUCUUGUCUACAGAGCCAAUCAACAUUUCAAGACGAUCUCAAAUGUCUCUCACUUGUUACAAGCAGACAACGUUGAUGAGCUGCUUGAUUUGAACAGUCUUUCAUCUCCAUCAGACAUUCUUAAACCAGGUAGAGAAGUUCUUUUCCCUGUUACCUGUUCUUGUGCAGGUGAUUUCUUUCAGGUUGAUUUCAACUACGUGGUACCAAAAAGCACAAGUCUCUCAGAAGUUGCUUGUGAAGUUUUUGAAGGUUUAGUAAAAUCACAUACCCUUGUCGAUGAAAACACAUCUCAAGGAAACGAUGUUAAGGUUGGUUCUAAACUUCAUGUGCCUUUACGAUGUGCCUGUCCGAAUAAUUUCAGCAGUAGUAGUGGAGUUAUGUAUCUUGUCACGUACCCUUUGGUAGAAGGAGAUUCACUUAAUAUACUUAGCCAAAAAUUUGGCAUCUCUCCAGCAGAUUUAUCAAAAGCUAAUCAUUUUGAGCCGUGGCCUACGGUUUAUCCACAAACCACCAUCUUACUUCCCUUGAAAAAACGUCCGGUCAUCAACUUCAAUAUCCCUAAUUCUCCACCUCCCACUCCUGGUUUUCUUCCCACAAUCACAGUACAAAAGACGACCAAUACAAAGUUGAUGAAUCUUUACAUUUCAGUUUCAGUAAUUGGGUCGUUUCUGCUGCUUGCUGCAUUGGUUGCAUGUGGGUGGUACGCAAAGGCCUUAUGCAAGAGAAAAAUUGACAAGUUACAAUCUUUCAAUACUAGAAGCUCUCCUCUUUCUUGUUCAACUGUUAGAAGUUCUCCUAGAUCAGGUCAAACUGGUAGAAGCUCUGCAAAUUCUUGUUUAUCCCCUGAUCUUCUUAUUGGAAUUAAGUAUUCAUUGAAGAACUAUAGAAUAGAAGACCUCAGAAGGGCGACAAAAAAUUUCAGUGAGGAAAAGAAGAUUGGAGAUGGAGCUUACAAAGGGUUGAUUGAAAAUUCUGAAAUGAUGAUCAAGCAAAUGAGAUUCGAAGAUACACGCCAAGUUAUUGAUAUACAUUCUAAAGUCAAUCACAUCAAUAUUGUAAAUUUGCUUGGUGUGUGUUAUGGAGACAGUGACUCGUCGUGGUCUUACGUUCUCUUUGAGCUCCCCAGCAAAGGCUCGUUGAGAGAUUGCUUAUCUAAUUCAUCUAGUUCUCUUCAAUGGCAUAGGCGUACACAAAUAGCUUUUGAUAUUGCCACAGGUCUUCACUAUCUACAUUACUGCAUUUUUCCUUCAUAUGCUCACAUGGGUAUCAGCAGCAGAAAUAUUUUUGUCACAGCAAACUGGAGGGCAAAGCUUACAAAUAUCAGAACCAACUCUGGUGCUGAACCUUUAAAAGGAUGGGCUGCACCAGAGUACAUUGUCUAUAGCUCAGCUUCUGAUAAGGUAGACAUAUUUGCAUUUGGAGUUGUUUUGCUAGAGAUCAUCUCAGGAAGAGAAGACAUAGAUGGAAAAUCAUUCAAAGAUUGCAUUGGAUUUUUAGGAGGGGGUGCCGGUGAAGGUGGUUGCUUCGAACAAUUGAGGAGCUUCAUGGAUCCAUGUCUUAAAGAGGAUUAUCCUCUUGCUGAGGCCUUGUGUUUAGCUGUUUUGGCAAAGGCAUGUGUGGAAGAUGACCCACUGCAUAGACCAUCUAUGGAUGAUAUACUUAAAGUCCUUGUCAGAUUGGUAUGACUUUGACUGUAAUUAAGAAGCAGCACUCGGAGAUCAUACCAUAAAAAAGUAUCACUUUACAGCCAGUUCUCUGAGUAUCACUGUGUAAUUGUAUCAUAUUCCGCAAUAAAUUUACAUGUAUGAUAUAUCAUUAAUUCAUGGAUCAUUUAAGAUUGAUAGCUGAAGAGCACUAUUUAAA